AACAAAGUCUGGGAUUUCGAUUCUAUCAAGCAAUUGACCGAACAACCAUCUACCGACCGCGUCUUGAUUGACGUCCGCGAACCCACCGAAUUCGAAGCCGGCUACAUCCCCACCGCCAUCAACAUCCCCGUCGGUUCCGCUCCAGACGCCCUUUUCAUGCCCGCCCACGAAUUUGAAGAUAAAUUUGGUUUCGAAAAGCCCACCGCAGAUCAAGAGCUUGUGUUUUAUUGUAAAGCUGGUGUUAGGAGUAGUGCGGCGGCUGAGCUGGCAAGGCAGGUUGGCUAUAAGAACGUGGGUGAGUAUAGGGGGAGUUGGUUGGAGUGGAGUAAGAAGGGUGGGAGG
Messenger RNA from Aureobasidium pullulans EXF-150, 342 nucleotides. Its product is annotated as Rhodanese-like protein. The annotation marks the transcript as partial. NCBI's taxonomy places the organism in Eukaryota, Fungi, Ascomycota, Dothideomycetes, Dothideales, Saccotheciaceae. Gene Ontology annotation, cellular component: mitochondrion. Gene Ontology annotation, molecular function: thiosulfate-cyanide sulfurtransferase activity. The record is from RefSeq and is a predicted model, not a curated record. The transcript is spliced from 2 exons.